This is a messenger RNA of Gaeumannomyces tritici R3-111a-1, 1185 nucleotides long. RefSeq lists its product as hypothetical. The coding region runs from base 1 to 1185 and encodes 394 amino acids. The record is from RefSeq and is a predicted model, not a curated record. Lineage: Eukaryota; Fungi; Ascomycota; Sordariomycetes; Magnaporthales; Magnaporthaceae. The transcript has 3 exons.
AUGCAUCUUCGUUAUGGGCCUAGGGGUCGAUUGGGCGGCCGCGGGGGGUCUGGUAGGGCGAGGCCGUUUUGGCCUCGCCUCCAUGCUCCGGAGGGCCUCCUUGAUGUGUCCAGUGACGCCGGCGCUGACACCGGCAGCCAGGUCGGAGAGCCGCUUCCUCCAAAGCCGGCACUCCACAAUGUCCUUGGAAAUACCGCUUGUGGCUGCUCCAGCGCCGCCCUGGACUGCCAGACAGGGGGGUCGGCACACGUGAGGUUUCAGGAGGCGGACAUCUUCCGAAGUGCUGCGAAAAAGAAAAAAAGAGAUAUAAUGAAUCCUAUUCUGGCGCCGGGCAGCGCCUCAGUCAAGUCCGAGCCAGACGGCGACUCAGCCGGUGCAGCGCGCCUUGACGACAUCGCGUUCUGCGCGCGCGAGCUAGCCGCCGUCAAAGCCCGCAAUGCAGCCCACGGAAGCGGCAGCGGCGUCGUCGUAAAGACCGAAACCGCCGGAAUAGACGACGCCGCCGCGCGCAAGGCCCUCGGGCGCCAAAAGUCGGGGUUGGACAGGGUGCAGAAGCAUACCGGCGGUGGAGCAGCCAAAUCAGCAGCAACUGCCAGCGGCAGCAACGCCCCCUCGGCAGCCUCCAUCGUGGGCACCUACAAGCUCCGUUGCGCCGGCAUCGAGGAGGAGUGGGACGACAUCAAAAUCGACGAGAUGAAGCUGCGCGUGGCCCCCUCCACCCACGUCCCUGGUGUCUACGUCGCCGACUUCAAUCUGGGUGUGCUCGAGGGCCAAAUGCUCAUCGGCACCGACCGCGCCGCGAUCCGGAAGUGCGCGCGCGCGCUGGACCGGAGGCCGAGGCGCAGGUACCACCGGGGCGCGUAUCAGAGCGAGGAGGACCCUUGGGAGAACUGGAAGGCGGACGAGCCUGCUGCUGCUGAGGGAGGCGACGGCGAAGGCAAAAAGCCGUUCGUCCACACCCGCUACCUGCUCAACUGGCGCGGCUACGAGACGGGUGAGGGCGAGGUCGAGUGCGGCGACUGGUGGGGGGACUUGAAGUUUGCGGAUGCGAGAUUGACCCAGUUCGAGGGAGAGAUGGAGGUUGGGUUCGUGUCGAACGACGUCAUCGUCCGUGGAACCAAGGUGUCGGGCGAGGUGCCGCGUGUGAACAUGCGUGACUGGUACGAGAAUAGCGGCUAUCGUUAG